This is a messenger RNA of Neogale vison (American mink), 2255 nucleotides long. RefSeq names its product syntaxin binding protein 3 (gene STXBP3). NCBI's taxonomy places the organism in Eukaryota, Metazoa, Chordata, Mammalia, Carnivora, Mustelidae. Bases 74 to 1852 code for a protein of 592 amino acids. Gene Ontology annotation, biological process: intracellular protein transport; neurotransmitter secretion; vesicle-mediated transport. The record is from RefSeq and is a predicted model, not a curated record. Gene Ontology annotation, cellular component: plasma membrane; secretory granule. Gene Ontology annotation, molecular function: syntaxin binding. The transcript has 19 exons.
CAGAGCUGCUUUCGCCCUGGUAAAGUAGGUUGCGAACGGGAGGCGGCGGCAGCUCUUCUGCAGUGUUGGAAAGAUGGCGCCGCCGGUGACGGAACGGGGGCUGAAGAGCGUCGUGUGGCAGAAGAUAAAAGCAACAGUGUUUGAUGACUGCAAGAAAGAAGGCGAAUGGAAGAUCAUGCUUUUAGAUGACUUUACCACUAAGCUUUUGGCAUCAUGUUGUAAAAUGACAGAUCUUCUAGCAGAGGGUAUAACUGUUGUGGAGAAUAUUUAUAAGAAUCGAGAACCUGUCAGACAAAUGAAAGCUCUUUAUUUUCUCUCUCCAACAUCAAAGUCUGUAGACUGUUUUUUACGUGAUUUUGCAAGUAAAUCUGAGAACAAAUACAAAGCAGCAUAUAUAUACUUCACUGACUUUUGUCCUGAUAGUCUCUUUAACAAAAUUAAAGCUUCUUGUUCCAAGUCAAUAAGAAGAUGUAAAGAAAUAAAUAUUUCCUUCAUUCCACUUGAGUCUCAGGUUUAUACUCUUGAUGUACCAGAUGCAUUCUAUUACUGUUACAGUCCAGACCCUAGUAAUGCAAAUGGAAAAGAUGCCGUUAUGGAAGCAAUGGCUGAGCAGAUAGUUACAGUGUGUGCUACCCUGGAUGAAAAUCCUGGAGUAAGAUAUAAAAGUAAACCUCUAGAUAACGCCAGUAAGCUUGCCCAGCUUGUUGAAAAAAAACUUGAAAACUACUACAAGAUUGAUGAAAAGAGCCUAAUAAAGGGUAAAACUCAUUCCCAGCUCAUAAUAAUUGAUCGUGGCUUUGAUCCUGUGUCCACUGUCCUGCAUGAACUGACCUUUCAGGCAAUGGCAUAUGAUCUACUGCCAAUUGAGAAUGAUACAUACAAAUACAAAACAGAUGGGAAAGAAAAGGAGGCAAUCCUUGAAGAAGAUGAUGACCUCUGGGUCAGAAUUCGACAUCGGCAUAUUGCAGUUGUGUUAGAGGAAAUUCCCAAACUAAUGAAGGAAAUUUCAUCAACAAAAAAAGCAACAGAAGGAAAGACAUCGCUUAGUGCUCUUACCCAACUGAUGAAAAAGAUGCCCCAUUUCCGUAAACAGAUUACUAAGCAAGUUGUCCAUCUUAACUUAGCAGAAGAUUGCAUGAAUAAAUUCAAACCUAAUAUAGAAAAGCUCUGCAAAAGUGAACAGGACCUGGCACUUGGAACUGAUGCAGAAGGACAGAAGGUGAAAGAUUCUAUGCGAGUACUUCUUCCAGUUCUUCUCAACAAAAGUCAUGAUAAUUAUGAUAAAAUAAGAGCGAUUCUACUUUACAUCUUCAGUAUUAAUGGAACCACGGAAGAAAAUUUGGACAGGUUGAUCCAGAAUGUAAAAAUAGAAAAUGAGAGCGACAUGAUCCGUAACUGGAGUUACCUUGGUGUUCCCAUCGUCCCCCCAUCUCAACAAAACAAACCGUUAAGAAAGGAUAGGUCUACAGAAGAAACUUUUCAACUCUCUCGAUGGACACCUUUUAUCAAAGAUAUUUUGGAGGAUGCCAUUGAUAAUAGAUUAGAUUCAAAAGAAUGGCCAUAUUGUUCCCAGUGUCCAGCAGUAUGGAAUGGCUCAGGAGCUGUAAGUGCUCGCCAGAAACCCAGAACUAAUUAUUUAGAGGACCGAAAAAAUGGGUCAAAGCUGAUCAUUUUUGUAAUUGGAGGAAUUACGUACUCUGAAAUGCGUUGUGCUUAUGAAGUUUCUCAGGCACAUAAAUCCUGUGAAGUUAUUAUUGGUUCUACACAUAUUUUAACACCCAGAAAGCUUUUGGAUGAUAUAAAGAUGCUGAAUAAACCCAAGGAUAAAGUCUCCUUUAUUAAGGAUGAAUAAUGAUUUUUUUUUGGAGAUUCUUAUUAAUAGGUUCAACUAAAAUAAAUCAAGACAAGUUUGCUAUCAUGUAAUUUAAACAAUGUAAAUAUUUUGCGGAAUACUGAUUUUUCAAAUAUAUUUCUUAAGGGACUUUAUGGUUACAUAUCAUUGGAUUUGCCAUUUUUAAUAAUUUAAAUAGUGUCGCUGCUUUGUAGAUGAUGAGAGGAAAUGUUAAAAUGCUUUCUCAAAGGAAAUUUUUCACCUUUGGAACUGAAUAUAUUAGAAUUGUGGGUGAUUCUUCACAACUACCUAUGUACAUACUAAUUACUUACCAGAUACUUAUCUGUCUUAUGCUCAAAUAUAGUUUUUUGGGAAAGAAUGAUUUUAAAUGAAAAGGCUGUAAAAGUAAAAACCUGUAAGUGUG